AUGGCUUCGCAACAAAAUACUACCCAAACUUUAAUAAAUAGGAAGAUAAUAUUUCAGUAUCUAAUACACUGUUGUCAAAGUUUAAAUUUGGCAGAAUGGUGGCUCUGCAACACUACACAUGAACUUGAACCUGGUGCACUAUCAUUUUUUCCUAAGAUCCUACCAAUUGGUCCAUUAUUAAGAAGUUAUGACAGUAAAAUUGGUACCACAAAAGCAAUUGGACAAUAUUGGGAAGAAGAUCUCUCUUGCAUAAAUUGGCUUGAUGAACAACAUCAUGGUACUGUUUUGUAUGUUGCAUUUGGUAGUAUCACUCUUUUUGAUCAAAACCAAUUCAAUGAAUUUGCUCUUGGAUUAGUCCUCACCAAUAGACCUUUUCUUUGGGUUAUAAGAGAAGACAAUAAAAUGGAAUACCCUACAGAAUUCAAAGGGCACAAAGGUAAGAUAGUUAGUUGGGCUCCUCAACAAAAGGUUCUAAGCCACCCUGCCAUAGCCUGUUUUGUCAGUCACUGUUGUUGGAAUUCUACCAUGGAAGGUUUGUCCAAUGGGGUACCUUUCUUGUGUUGGCCAUAUUUUGCAGAGCAAAUUCAAAACGGAAGAUACAUUUGUGAUGAGUUGAAGGUUGGGUUAGGAUUUGACAAAGAUCAAAAUGGAGUUGUGUCAUGCAAGGAAUUAAAAUUGAAAGUGGAACAACUCCUCAGUAAUGAGAACGUGAAAUCAAGGUCUUUUGAGUUGAAGAAGAAACUUAUGAACAACAUAGUCAAAGGAGGUGAAUCAUGGGAGAACCUUAAUAGGUUUGUCAAGUGGCUUAAAGAGUAGGAAUUGACAUUUAAAUAUAAUUUUAUGCAUUUAUA
This is a messenger RNA of Vigna unguiculata (cowpea), 851 nucleotides long. Its product is annotated as UDP-glycosyltransferase 83A1 pseudogene. Lineage: Eukaryota; Viridiplantae; Streptophyta; Magnoliopsida; Fabales; Fabaceae. The record is from RefSeq and is a predicted model, not a curated record.